Parathielavia appendiculata is the source of this 1750-nucleotide messenger RNA. Its product is annotated as putative antiviral protein. The transcript has 4 exons. The record is from RefSeq and is a predicted model, not a curated record. NCBI's taxonomy places the organism in Eukaryota, Fungi, Ascomycota, Sordariomycetes, Sordariales, Chaetomiaceae. Gene Ontology annotation, cellular component: nucleus. Bases 439 to 1440 code for a protein of 333 amino acids. Gene Ontology annotation, molecular function: protein binding.
UUACAUAGCGGCAGUUAACCAUUCGGACUGUUCCAGCCUCGGAAAGAUGAUCGAGUCUGGGACGGCAGGGUUAGGAUUCUCAAUCCGAGAUGUCCGAGACUGAGAUGUCUGAGUCUCACGCGACCGAGAGGCCGCUCCAAGCAAAGACAGAGUUGUGGAAUGACACUUAGGCUCCUCAAGCACAAAGCCGACAUGGAGCGGAAAUGCGUGCGGAACAAGCAGCGGCUCCAGGCGGUCGGCUUUGCAAGACCACUCCCUUAUUUCAUGCCCCAAACAAUGAAAACAAACAGAAAUGCAGACUUACCCUAACCCUGGACGGACACUUCCUCACCGUCGUCGAUCAAGCUACUUCCGCCACGUCUCUGCAGAAUCGCCCGUUGACCAUCUCGCAACACCAUACUACUACCAAAAUCAAGACCUGCUUAUGGAGAUGUGACAAUGUCGAAACAAUACCUCACCGUUCACACCGUGGACGAAGCCCACCCAGCAGAGAUUUUCUCCCUCGCACCCACCCAGACCUCCCUCUUCUCCGCUAGCGGCUCCUCAUCCCUCCGCAUCCACAGCACGACCGACCCGACCUUCCCCCUCCAGCAAACCAUCUCCGACGCCCACAAACUCGGCUGCCACCACGUGUGCACGGCGCGCGGCGGGCAGGGCGUAGUAGCAGCGAGCGUAGGCUUCGGAGGCGAGAUCAAGGUCUGGACAAGAAACGAAAACAAUGAGUGGGGCCUGGACUGGGAACUCCCGCCCUCCAGACAGAAACAGGCCAACGGCGGCGGCGGGGACGUCUGGGCGAUCGCGCUGAGCGCCGACGAGGGGUAUCUGGCGUACACGACCAGCGAUGGGCGGAUCCAUGUGUGGGAUCUCGCGGCGCGGGAGAUAAUCCAGACUUACGAGACGGGCGCGAGGGGCACGGGCAGUUUUGCCAUGGCGAUGGAUCUCAGUCGGGACGGGAGGCUGACGGCGAGUGGGCAUGAGAGUGGCGCGGUGUAUGUGUUUAAUAAUGAUGCGGGGAGGAUGGUGUAUUCGCUUUCAGGUCUGGCGAAGCCGGUACGGGCGGUUGCGUUCUCGCCUGGGUGCAAGCGGCUUGCGGCGGCGGGCAAUGCGGGUGUUAUCGCCAUCUACGAUAUGGAGCAUGGCGAGCAUGUGGGCAACCUCACCGCGCCGAGCAGCAGGCCCGCGUGGAUCACGUCUCUGGAUUGGAACGAUACGGGCGAUUAUUUGCUGAGUGGGUCGCUCGAUGGCAAGGUCAAGGUGUGGGAUGUGGCGCGCGGCGUCUGCGUGGCGACGCACAGCGAGACGGACACGGCGUUGUGGAGUGUCAGGUGGUUACCGAAGACGGAGCGGGCGUUGGGACCGGGCAUGGGCAAGAGCGAGAUGUUUUGCGCUGCCGGAGCCAGCAGGAGUAUCACCUUCUACCGGGAAGCUACCGGGUCGUGAGGUGAGAUGGAGGCGUUCAUUGGCUCCAUUUAUUUGCUUGCACGUCCUGUGAGGGAACAGGAACUUCGCGUCACGUAGUCGCUACGAUUGAUCUUUAGCCAGGGCGGGAUAAAUAAAAGAAGACAUGACGAAGGCCGGCCAAAUUUUCUCGUCGCAGCCCCUCACUCUCAUCGUUCACUAGACUCGGACUCCCUCUACUUCUGAAAGCCCAUUUUGGAACCAUAAUUAGUGAUAGUCUUGUCAUAUUCUCCGGUUCGGCAUACGCAAUCGGGCUGUGUGGUUUUGAGUUCCGGGUCGUUGAUCUGGGAGU